UUUGAGUACUCCGUGAGGAAAGCCAUGGAGGCAGCAGCACCAAAACCUCCAGCUCAGACCGGCAAGAAGGCGGGGCGACCUCUUGGCUCCAAAGACACAAAGCCGAGGAAGCGGAGGAACAGCAACGCGAGUCUGAGCACCAGCAACGAGCCCAGGGUACCGGAUGCCGCCGACUCGUUUGGUGACGCCAUGAAAGCACAGCCGCAAGCCUCAGGCUCCUCUCCCUCUCCCUCUCCCUCUCCCUCUCCCUCUCCCUCUCCCUCUCCUUCUCCCUCUCCUUCUAUGGAAGUGCCCGAAGCCAACGCUGUCCCAUGCUCUGCCACUGCCGCCCAGACGGGGGCCUCAUCGUACUGGCCAGAGAGACCCUACAGGCCUCCGGUAGUUGACCACGCGUUCUCGCGAGCAGGUGCGGAGCAGUGGAUGCUGGACCCAGACAGGAUCAGCCACUUCCUCUCCCUGCCAGCCGUUGAGCUGCAGCCUUGCGACUGGCUCUCGGAGACCCUGGUUCGGAGCUGAUUCCUUGCUUGCUAUAUGACACUCAGUCCGAUCCUUCAUUAGAAGAUCAGUGUAGAAGGACAGGAUCCCGAUUGCCCAUCGAUGCGAAAGUUGUUGAAGGAAUGAGAUUGUUCGAAAUAAUGACGAAACGUCCUCAUUCCGCUGACUUAGGAUGCAUAGUGUAACAAAAAAAAUCCUAAAUGAAUGAACGAGAGAAUG
This is a messenger RNA of Guillardia theta CCMP2712, 714 nucleotides long. RefSeq lists its product as hypothetical. The transcript has a single exon. Bases 25 to 516 code for a protein of 163 amino acids. NCBI's taxonomy places the organism in Eukaryota, Cryptophyceae, Pyrenomonadales, Geminigeraceae. The record is from RefSeq and is a predicted model, not a curated record.